AUGUGUGCGGAUAUACGGAGCCUCUGGAAGUAUUUUGGCGAUUUUUUAUUUAAUGCUUACAUUUAAAUAACUCAUUCUUCUCUGCGUUUCUUCGUCUCGUAGAUGUGUCUGGGUUUCGCGAGUGAAUUUGAAGGAGUUUAUUUAUGUCCUGUAUAUUCAGCUCUAGACAGACAUGCAGCCUCCUCCAAGAAAGGUGAAAGUCACACAAGAGGUGAAACACACUCACACAGAGCAGCUGAACAGACUGCAGCUCAAACACCAGACUGACUUGGACUUCCUGGAGGAUCUGAGGACGUACAGCCAGAAGAAAGCACUAAUAGAGAAAGAUUACUCACAGGCUCUGCAUAAACUUGCCUCGCAGUAUUUGAAACGAGAAUGGACCGGAGCCCCAUCAGAGGAGCCCAGAGACUCCAGAAACGUCUGGGCUGUAUGGCGGUCCUACUUAGAGGGUGUAAUGAAAGUGAGCCAGUCACGAAUCAACAGAUGCGAAAGCUACAGGAGCCAGAUCUCAGAUCCUGUGAAGACAUUCAGAGUGCAGAAAGACCUGCAGCUGAAGAGGUGUUGUGAGCAGCUGUCCAGAGCUCAAGCCGAUCUGCAGGGGACGAUUAGAGACCUGGAGAAGAGCAGGAAAACCUACCAGGAGGCCGAACAAACAGCGCAGAGCGUCCGUGAGAAAGCUGAGAUGGAGGCCAAGUCAAGGCUCAGUCUGUUUCAGUCGCGCUCCAGUUUGAAGAGGGCGAGUGUGAAGUUGAAAGCCAAGAAGAAUGAAUGGAAGUCCAAAGCCACGCAAUCAAGAAAUGAUUACCUGCUCGCCCUGUCAGCCACUAAUGCUCAUCAGGAGCGCUAUUAUGAGACGGAUCUGAUCAGCUGCAUCAGGGUUCUUGAUGGCGGAUUCUGUGAUCAUGCACAGGGUUUUCUGAUUUGGCUGUGUCAGACGGAGCUCGAGACGUCGCAAAGCAUUCAAGACACUUUCCAGAGCCUGCUGGAAACGUCCAGUUCGGUGACACAGGAGACACACCAACAGAUCUUCAUUCAGGACAACGCUGUGUUUCAAAAAGCAGCCCCCUUUCAGUAUCAGCCCGGUGAAAAUGAUUCGGUCAGAGAGCUGCUGAAGGAGAGCGGCACGGCUGAAGAGCACAGCCUGAAUAAAGAAGCACGUAAAUGGGCCACUCGUGUAGCCAGAGAGCACAAAAACAUCAUCCUCACACAGCGGACUCUGUCCGAAUAUGAAGGGUUGCAUCAACAGGACCAGAAUAACAAUGAGCUGGAACUGAAAAUGGAUGAUGCAAAAGAAUGCAUUCGCAAAUCAGAGACAGUGAAACUGAAGGCCGAGGCACGUCUGAGUCUGCUCAGAGAUGUUGGUGUGGCUGUAGACGUGUGGCUAAAGAGCGCCACCAACCAGGUGAUGGAGGAACUGGAGAACGAGAGAUGGGCGGCCCUCAAUACCCAUGACGCUUCAAUCACUCACUCUGUAGACUAUGACAGAGAAGAUGACGAAGACACAGAGACGUUGGAUGACAGCAGCUCCAGCCCAUCCAGCACUCACAGAAACUACCCUCUCACCUGCUCUGUGCUCUACUCCUAUCAGGCUUCACAGCCUGAUGAGCUCACCAUCCAGGAACAGGAAAUACUGGAGCUGAUUGAUGAUGGAGACAUGGAGGACUGGGUGAAGGCAAGGAACAGAUCUGGACAGGUGGGAUAUGUGCCGGAGAAAUACCUUCAGCUUCCGAGUUCCAGCUCUGUCCUGAGGAUGAUCCAGUCUUUUUCCAGCAUUGACUCCCAAUCACAAACCUCCAGCACUUCUGCAGAACAAGAGCCAGAAGUAGAGACGCUCACCCAGAGCAGCCCCAACAGUCACGCCAGUGCUGUAAAUCUGGCGAGGGCUUUGUAUGCCUACGAGGCUCAGACCGAGGAUGAGUUGUCUUUCCCUGAAGGAGCCGUUAUUUGCAUCCUCAGCAAACACAACCAGGAGGACGAUGGUUUCUGGGAAGGCGAGUUUAAUGGCGCAGUCGGUGUUUUUCCCGCAGUUUUAGUGGAGGAUCUGUGCAGAGCCGAAGGAGGACGAACACACAAGAGCAUGAACGUGCAGCAGGUGUCACUGUCAGUACUGGAUGAAGCUGCGGCUGUGUUUCCAUCAUGUAGCAGUCCUGAGGCUGUCUCACUGCCGUCUCUGAACAACACACUCACAUUAAAUGGCUUUCAAACUCCAGAAACAACCAGAAUCUCCAGCCACAACCACGUCCACUCUCCAUCACCCCGAUCUCCAGGAGAAGGAGGUUCAGGCUCUUUUAGACCUGUACGAGCUGCUCCUCCUCCACCCAAACAGCAGGCACAGGGCCAAGUGCAGAAGAGAGAAGAGGUGGAGAUCACACUGGUCUGAGGAUCAUUACUAGAUGCACACUGUGAAUUUAAUACGACAAAAGGUCUGAACACUUCAGAAUGAAGAUAUGCUGAACAGUACUUGAAGUGGAUCAUUUUCUUCAGUUUAUAAGUGCAAUUGAAUGGCAGAAGGUGUUUAUGGAAAGCAAGAUUUAGUGGAGGUAACAAAGAUUUUAAAGGGACAGUUCACUCAAAAAUCUGGUCAUUAUUUACUUAUCCUUAAAGAGAUAGUUCACUCAUAACUGAAUAUUCUAUCAUCAUUUACUCAGCUUUUACUUGUUCCUAAUAAGAUAUUUCGAAGAAAGCUGAAAACCU
Messenger RNA from Danio aesculapii, 2694 nucleotides. RefSeq names its product F-BAR and double SH3 domains protein 2. Lineage: Eukaryota; Metazoa; Chordata; Actinopteri; Cypriniformes; Danionidae. Gene Ontology annotation, biological process: regulation of actin filament polymerization; neuromuscular synaptic transmission. Gene Ontology annotation, cellular component: neuromuscular junction; recycling endosome. The transcript is spliced from 20 exons. The record is from RefSeq and is a predicted model, not a curated record. Gene Ontology annotation, molecular function: protein binding. Bases 173 to 2380 code for a protein of 735 amino acids.